GUCAUCAUCACUCCCCCCCACCAAGCUAAGCCACCUCCCUCUCCUCUCCAUCGCCGGUUCUCCCCAACCCUUUGUUAGGAGAGAACGCCGGGAUUCACUAGGCAUUGGCCGGCGGCAGCGAGUUUCCCCGGGCGACCACCGAUGACGAGUCCCGCCGCCGGCGGCGGCCCCGAGAGGGGUCGCCUUUGGCCGGCAUUGGUCAUGGCGUUGGCCGUGCUCGUCGUCUCGAGCAAUGUAGGCUCAGCCUCCGCCGACGGCUACACGUACUCUUCCCCUCCUCCGCCUUACGAGUACAAGUCCCCGCCCCCACCUCCGCCGUCUCCUCUGCCGCCGUACGUGUACAAGUCGCCUCCACCACCAUCGCCAUCCCCUCCACUUCCGUACGUCUACAAGUCUCCACCGCCGCCGUAUGUUUAUAAGUCUCCUCCACCACCCUCACCGUCUCCACUGCCCCCGUACUUGUACAAAUCUCCUCCACCACCGUCACCUUCCCCACCGCCACCUUACUACUAUAAAUCUCCACCCCCGCCCUCACCCUCGCCACCACCGCCAUAUUACUACAAGUCUCCGCCGCCGCCGGAGAAGUCUCCUCCUCCGCCUUACUAUUACAAGUCGCCGCCACCACCUUCCCCUUCUCCUCCACCACCUUAUUACUACAAAUCUCCACCUCCACCAUCUCCAUCUCCUCCUCCACCUUACUACUACAAAUCACCACCGCCACCAAAGAAAUCUCCCACGCCACCAUACUACUACAAAUCGCCGCCGCCGCCCUCGCCAUCUCCUAUGCCCCCAUACUACUACACUUCACCACCACCGCCGAAACACUCACCUCCACCCCCAUACUACUACAAAUCACCGCCACCACCCUCCCCAUCUCCUCCACCUCCUUAUUACUACAAAUCUCCGCCGCCGCCGUCGCCAUACCCUCACCCGCAUCCGCACCAUGUGGUCGUCAAGGUGGUCGGAAAGGUCUACUGCUACAGAUGCUACGACUGGGGAUACCCUCUGAAAUCCCACGACAAGAAGCACCUCAAAGGCGCCGUCGUGGAGGUGACCUGCAAGGCCGGCGAGAAGGAGAUCAAGGCAUACGGCACGACCAAGAUCAACGGCAAGUACAGCAUCACGGUCGAUGGGUUCCACUACGGCAAGGCCGGCGAUGCUGAGGAGUGCGUGGCGAAGCUCCAUGCCGCGCCCAAAGGCUCGCCGUGCAACAUCCCCACCAACCUGCACAAUGGCAAGAAGGGGGCGAUGCUCAAGGUCAAGUCGAAGUCCGAGUACGAAGUUGUGCUCUAUGCUAAGCCCUUCGCCUAUGCCCCGAAGACUCCUUACAAGGAGUGCGAGAAGCCCAAGCCCAAGCCUGAGCCCAUGCCCCCUCCUUACCACUAUACUUCCCCACCGCCCCCGACGCCUUAUCUCUACAAGUCUCCGCCGCCGCCGCCCACAUACAUGUACAAGUCUCCACCGCCACCACCAUACAUGUACAAGUCCCCCCCACCGCCUCCACCUACUUACGUGUAUAAGUCUCCACCGCCGCCGCCGUAUGUUUACAAGUCUCCACCGCCACCCGCAUAUAUCUAUAAGUCUCCACCACCGCCAUCGCCCGCUUACAUCUAUAAGUCACCUCCUCCACCACCAUAUAUCUACAAGUCUCCACCCCCGCCUCCUUAUGUCUAUAAGUCCCCUCCACCGCCGCCAUACAUUUACAAGUCGCCUCCUCCUCCGCCAUACAUCUACAAGUCUCCUCCUCCACCCCCACCGACUUACAUCUACAAGUCCCCUCCACCACCACCCUAUGUCUACAAGUCUCCUCCACCACCGCCGCCGACUUACAUCUACAAGUCGCCUCCUCCUCCACCAUACAUGUACAAGUCUCCUCCUCCACCCCCACCGACUUACAUUUACAAGUCCCCUCCACCGCCGCCAUACAUCUACAAGUCUCCACCACCACCAUCCCCAUCCCCUCCACUACCACCAUACUACUACAAGUCCCCACCGCCGCCGGUGAAACCUUACUACUACAAGUCUCCCCCUCCACCAUCGCCGUCUCCCCCACCACCAUACUAUUACAAGUCCCCGCCUCCACCAUCUCCCUCACCACCUCAUCCCUACUAUUACAAGUCACCACCUCCUCCGUCGCCAUCUCCACUACCACCCUACUACUACAAGUCCCCACCGCCGCCGGUGAAACCUUACUACUACAAGUCUCCACCCCCACCAUCGCCGUCUCCCCCACCACCAUACUAUUACAAGUCCCCGCCUCCACCAUCUCCCUCACCACCUCCUCCCUACUACUACAAGUCACCACCUCCUCCAUCGCCAUCUCCACUACCACCCUACUACUACAAGUCCCCACCGCCGCCGGUGAAACCUUACUACUACAAGUCUCCACCCCCACCAUCGCCGUCUCCCCCACCACCAUACUAUUACAAGUCCCCGCCUCCACCAUCUCCCUCACCACCUCCUCCCUACUACUACAAGUCACCACCUCCUCCAUCGCCAUCUCCACUACCCCCCUACUACUACAAGUCCCCACCGCCGCCGGUGAAACCUUACUACUACAAGUCUCCCCCUCCACCAUCACCCUCUCCACCUCCUCCAUACUACUACAAAUCCCCACCGCCACCAUCUCCUUCUCCGGCGCCUAUUUACAUCUACAAAUCGCCACCACCUCCAUCACCAUCUCCUCCACCACCAUACUACUACAAGUCCCCACCACCACCAAUGAAAUCUCCGCCGCCACCAUACCAUUACAUUUCCCCACCACCGCCGUCACCAUCUCCACCCCCUCCUUACGUCUACAUGUCACCACCUCCCCCUUCACCAUCCCCACCUCCCCCCUACCAUUACACAUCACCUCCACCGCCGGUGAAGCCGUACCACUACAUGUCUCCACCACCACCAUCACCAUCCCCACCUCCUCCCUACCAUUACACGUCACCUCCACCACCGGUGAAAUCUCCACCACCGCCGUACCACUACAUGUCUCCACCACCACCAUCUCCACUUCCUCCUUAUGUCUACAAGUCACCACCUCCCCCUUCACCAUCCCCUCCUCCUCCCUACCUCUACACAUCGCCACCACCGCCGGUGGAGUCGCCUCCUCCCCCGGCAUACAUCUACGCAUCGCCACCGCCUCCAAUUUACUAAGCUCAAAAGGCUUAGUCACGUACCAACUCCAAUCAUAUGUUAGUUUGCAGAAUGUAAUAAAGGAGGGCUUCGAAAUGAAGAGAGUUAGACUUCAAUCUUCCAAUCCUGCUUCAUCGAAUAAGGAUCUGAAUGCUUCAUCAAGACACAACCUUCAUCGAUCAGACCAAGUUUCUUCCACUUCCUUGGUGACCAUGUUACAAGUUGCGCUGUUCUUAUAUUCAAGUGGGAAAUGGCUUCAAAGAGCUUUCUGAUACAGAGGAAAAGAAACAGGGUACUAGAUUGGAGAGACAGAGAUAGUGCAUGGAAGCCCCUAUUGGCAUUUUCUUUUCGUUUAUUUUUCCUUGAAGUUUUGUCUGAUUCUUGUCUAGAUUCCAUCUAAUUUAUUGUUGUAUAUUCUGUACGUAUGGGCUUGUUUGGCGGGCUUCUGUUUAUUCAAGGUCAAUUGUUUCUGGACCCUCUUGUGCUUUGUGCAACAACCACUUUAGAAAUAAAGAGAAACACAAGUUCUCUCAA
This is a messenger RNA of Syzygium oleosum, 3660 nucleotides long. RefSeq names its product extensin-2-like. Bases 142 to 3147 code for a protein of 1001 amino acids. The record is from RefSeq and is a predicted model, not a curated record. Gene Ontology annotation, molecular function: structural constituent of cell wall. The transcript is spliced from 5 exons. Gene Ontology annotation, biological process: plant-type cell wall organization. NCBI's taxonomy places the organism in Eukaryota, Viridiplantae, Streptophyta, Magnoliopsida, Myrtales, Myrtaceae.